Symphalangus syndactylus (siamang) is the source of this 483-nucleotide messenger RNA. Its product is annotated as X antigen family member 3-like. NCBI's taxonomy places the organism in Eukaryota, Metazoa, Chordata, Mammalia, Primates, Hylobatidae. The record is from RefSeq and is a predicted model, not a curated record.
AUGAGAUGCCAAGGAAGAUCAACAUAUAGGCCUAUACCAAGAUGAAGUUUAUGAGCUUCUGAGCUGACUGUGACUCUGCUUGAGCCCAGUCAUGAAGAGUCUCAAGAAGAGGAACCACCAACUGAAAGUCAGGAUCCUACACCUGGUCAGGAAAGAGAAGAAGAUCAGGGUGCAGCUGAGAUUCAAGUGUCUGACCUGGUAGCUGAUCUCCAGAAGCUGUCUCAGUCAAAGACUGGGAAUGAAUGCAGAGAUAAUCCUGAUGUCGAGGGGAAGAUUCUGCCAAAACUAGAGCAUUUUAAAAUGCCAGAAGCAGGGCGUGAUUUGGAAGCUUUUCAACAGGAAUUGGCUCUGGUCAAGAUAGAGGAUGCACCUGGAGAUGGUCCUGAUGGCAGGGAGGGGACUCUGCCCACUUUUGAUCCCUCUAAAUUGCUGGAAGCAGGUGCAGUUUAUCAGAGUAAGGAAGUUCUGUUCCUGGUUUUCUAA